CUACAAGCGCAUUUAAAUGCAGCGCUUUGAAAUGUAUCGUCAGAUAAUCUCUCAAAACUACUAUUACUUUAAUGCAGAAAAGUUUCGUGUUGUAUAUCAAAACCAUCAAGAUUAUAAAUUAUUAAAAUGCUGAAAACAAAAUUUUUUUCUUAUUUGACUUUAAUUAAUAUAGAAUAAUAAAGAAUAUGUUCAAUAUAAAUUCUGCCUUAAAGGGUGUAUUAAACUGUCAUCAUUAAACAUUCGUUAAUUAAAUCACCCUUUUCACUUGCAGACAAUCCUUUAAGCUGAAGAAGUUCAGGCUGAUUUACAGAUAGACGUAAAAGCGAGGAGAAGAAUUCAUGCUUGGAAUAAAUAGUUUGACCUGGAUCAUUCUGACCAUAAAAUGUAUCUAAAAUCCGUUACUAAAUGGAUGUUGGAAUGUGGUGAAAUCUAUAUUGAUUAAAAAAUGAUGUGGCAAAUUAAUAUUAGAAGCCCUCUCUAAUUGAGUAAAUGCUUCCAAUUGCAAACGUUGAUGGACCUAGAAAUUUGACUUUUUAAAAAAAUGGCUAGAAGGGUCAACAAUUGGGAAACAGUUUAUGCGAAAUUGAACAUGAAGAGAAAUUAAUCCUGGUCUGCUGAACAAGAUUUAUUCCAUAUGUUGCAGAAGAUGUUGAUUCAAACACGAUGGGCUGAAACAUCUUUUAAUUAUGUCUUCUGAGAGUUUGCCUGGACAUUCCACUGAGAACAGAAGUAUUCCUGAUACUGACAAAAGGCCGCAAUCAUUUUUCUCAUCCGUCUUCAGCUCUCACAACACUUUUAAUCAUAAAAAAUUAUUUACCACAGCAAAUGAUGACAAGCAGUGGAAAAGUGAAAAAUGUCAAAACUUUCUGAGCUCAGUUAUUGGCUCAAACCAAGGCCUUUUAUCCGACUUGUCCUCCAAAAUAGAAGCUGCACUGAGCUUGAAUUUGGACGACUCGGACACCUCUUCCAAAAGUGAUAAUUCGUGCAAGCAUUCAACUGUAGAUAAUGUUUCUAACAGUAGCUCACAAACAGAUGUACAACGUGUCAGCUUCACAAAAACAGAGCGUGUUUCCCGACACAGAUACACUAAAAGAAAAGGACACAAAGACCGUUCUGUGUAUGGACAGCCUGAAGUAAACUCUUUUGAUUUAAAGCAAAAAUCUUGGAAGGAUUACUCUCAAGAAUCUUUGGACACCGUCGACAGUGGGCAGAGUCUCGGUAAUUGCAGCAACUCGUCCGCUAAUGCGGAUUACAAAUCGUCUAGGAACGAUCCCCUGUACGUAUUCCGCCGCCCGGAGUCGAUUGGCAUCGGUAGCGAAUCCGAUCCCUGUGAACAGAGUACUGACUCUUCGGAUGCAGAGUCUUUAACAGAAAAUUUUGGAAAAUCUGCAUCUGGAACUUCUCUUCAAUCAUGGGCAUCCAGCAAUGACAGCCAAACAGAUGAUCUGACACUGGAGUUUAUGAAAAUGUUUGUGAGAAAAAUUUUCUCUAACGGUUCUUCCAUUACCUUUGAAGAAAAAGCAAAGUUUGGAGAGUUAUGUCAGUGUGAAAUCGGUAGGCUCUGGUUUUCACGCUGUGUAAAUAGUCAAAGAGUCCACAACAAAUUAGUAAAAGAAUCAACAUUUUUUAGCUUGGUUCAGUAUUUUGCUAUAGUUUUGUUUGAAUGUUCAGAAGCUGAUGACUUUUCACCUGCAAAAUCAUUGAUGAAUAUGUGUUUCACAUUUUAUUAUGAAAGAUGUCGAGAUGGAAGACCACCUUCUCGAGAGUAUCUAUUUAAUUAUCUGAGGGAUCAGCCUAUUUGGAGAUCCGUUCGAUUCUGGAAUGCAGCCUUUUUUGAUGCUGUUCAAUGUGAGAGAGCCAAUCGACGCAUUCCCACGAGAGGUGAUCUCAAGCAAUAUAGCAAUGAAGAUCUUAUAGAUGAAAAAAAUUUUCAACGGAAUAUUGUCUUUGGUCAACUUGGAACGUUUACAUACAACAUGUACGCAUUUGGCUUAAGCAAAGAGUUUUCUUUGGAGUUCUUACAGAAGCAGUGUGCAAUAGCGAGUUUAUCUAAGGAACAUAUAGACCUCCUGAGAGAAAAUAUUGAUCGCAUGUACAGUGGCGAUGCAAAUAAAGAAUCUUAACCCUGUAUUUCUAUUGAACUCGCGUUGCACUAGUUUUUUUUAUUAUUUUAAUCCAGAGUUCCAGAGAGAGAGAGGAAUACUCAUUAGAACAUAUCUAAACGUGUUUUUCUCAAGUUAUUUUAUGUGAAUAUACCAAGAUUAAACAUAAUUAAUUUUCAUUAUCCUAAAAUAUUUUUUUGACUUAUUUAGGCAUGUACAGUAUGCAGAAUGAAAAAACUUAGACGUUAAUAGGUUUUGAUCUAAUGAUUGGAUUUU
Messenger RNA from Parasteatoda tepidariorum (common house spider), 2378 nucleotides. Lineage: Eukaryota; Metazoa; Arthropoda; Arachnida; Araneae; Theridiidae. The record is from RefSeq and is a predicted model, not a curated record.